This is a messenger RNA of Neocloeon triangulifer, 3431 nucleotides long. It is a transcript of the gene spas, whose product is annotated as spastin. Gene Ontology annotation, cellular component: microtubule cytoskeleton. Lineage: Eukaryota; Metazoa; Arthropoda; Insecta; Ephemeroptera; Baetidae. The coding region runs from base 147 to 2204 and encodes 685 amino acids. The transcript is spliced from 8 exons. The record is from RefSeq and is a predicted model, not a curated record. Gene Ontology annotation, molecular function: ATP binding; ATP hydrolysis activity; microtubule severing ATPase activity.
CCCAUUCCCUUCCCUCGCACACAAACACAGACAGUCCUCGCCCUUGGUCCUCGCUACCAAGAGUGGUGUUGGUGUUUCUCGCUCAAAUUUUGAUAAGUAAACAGCGCAAAAAUGAGGCAGUCGCACACGACUUGUAAGUGUCUUCGAUGCCGGACACCGUCCAGCGCUUAAUAACUCACCUUUCACAUGUGCAGAGCGAUGGCGACCGCAUGAACCGCAACAACAAAAACAGUCCGCGACCGAACAAGAAGUCAAAAAAGAACGACCAAGAGAAAGCGACCCGCGGCUCGGACCCUGCUGAUUCGGUCCACAAAAAGAACUUGUAUUUUGUUUCUUUCCCCGUUAUUAUUUUGUUUAACAUCCUCCGGACACUCAUCUACCAGUUGUACGUCAUCUUCGGCUACCUCUACUCAUCCACCUCGCGAAUAGUGUACAGGCCGCGCGCUGGCUCCCCGGUCGAGGUUGUGAUCCCUCGGGACCACCAGGACGACGACAGUCCUGAAGAGUACCCAGCCAUGUCGCUGCCCAAGCAGCCCUCGGGCCCAGGGCCUGGCGACCCCCUGCUGGCCAAGCAGAAGCACCACCACCGCCGGGCCUUUGAGUACAUCUCCAAGGCGCUCAAGUUCGACGAGGAGAACGAAGGUCAGAAAGAAAUGGCCGUUGAGCUUUACAAGAAAGGAAUCGCCGAGCUGGAAAAAGGAAUCGCGAUCGAGUGUUCCGGCAAAGGCGAGGUUUGGGAACGCGCCCAGAGACUGCAGAGCAAAAUGAAGACCAACUUGGAGAUGGCGAAAGACCGCCUUGACUUUCUCGAGCAAAUAGUUAUGCUGGGUCACUUGGCUGUGACUGACGACCCGGAAGCUGUUGCUUCAAGAAAGCAGCCCCUCAAAAGGCCCACCUCUUUCCCUCGCAGGCCCUCGGCCCCUCAGCAGCUGCUGGUUGCAGGAACAACCCGCAUUGCAGCCGAGCCCAGGUCACCUCGCACCCCUCCUGCCAGACCCACCCCCCUGAAGUCGCAACCCAGUUCCCCUGCCGAAGCUUCUGGAAGAAGGGUGAACGCGGCCGGGCGCAAAAACAUUCCAGGCAUGGCUGCAAGAAGCAACACGCUGCCUCGCAAUCUGGGAUCUCGUCAACCCGUCUACACCAACGGUGCUGGCACAAACAAUGCACCUACCAAGCACAAGCCUUACUCAACACCACCCCCUAUGAAAAGACAACUUUCGGGCCCAUCACAUUCGCCCGGCCGUCGUCCAAGUGGAGGCAGUGGUGCCUCGGGUCGAGUAGCGGCUGCCAGGAAAACAUCCCUGAAAGGUGUGGACCCGAAAUUGGCUCAACUAAUUCUAGACGAAAUUCUGGAGGGCGGGCCUCCUGUCGAGUGGGAUGACAUUGCUGGUCAAGAUUCGGCCAAGCAGGCCCUGCAGGAAAUGGUGGUGCUGCCUGCUCUGCGCCCUGAACUCUUCACAGGCCUCAGAGCCCCUGCCCGAGGCCUCCUUUUGUUUGGACCGCCGGGCAACGGCAAGACUCUGCUGGCCAGAGCCGUGGCUGCCGAGUGCAGCGCCACCUUCUUCAGCAUCAGCGCUGCCAGUUUGACCUCAAAGUUUGUUGGUGAAGGGGAAAAAUUGGUCAGAGCCCUUUUUGCUGUCGCCAGAGAGCUGCAGCCCUCGAUUAUUUUUGUGGACGAAGUUGACUCGUUGCUGUCAGAACGUAGAGAGGGAGAACAUGAAGCAAGUAGGAGGCUGAAAACGGAGUUCCUUGUUGAAUUUGACGGACUGCCCUCAAGCACUGAGGACAAAGUUCUGGUCAUGGCUGCUACCAACAGACCUCAAGAGUUAGACGAGGCGGCACUGAGGAGAUUUUCGAAACGAGUUUAUGUGACUCUUCCUGGGCCAGAGACUCGCAUGGCUCUUCUAGGAAGGCUUUUAGCAAAGCAAGGUUCUCCUCUUUCAGAACAAGACCUUGCACAACUUGCUCAUCUCACUGAGGGUUACUCUGGCAGUGACCUCACAGCUUUAGCUAAAGAUGCUGCCCUUGGGCCAAUUAGAGAAUUAGACCCAGAUCAAGUGAGAUGCAUGGAUCCUAGGUUCAUGAGGAAUAUCAUCCUUAAAGAUUUUACCGAGUCGCUGAAAAGAAUCAGGAAGAGCGUCUCCCCCUUGAGUCUGGUGCAUUACCAAAAGUGGAAUGCAGACUAUGGAGAUGUCAGCUUUUAGAAUCUGCAGUGAUUUCCAGUUAAUAAUUUUUUUUCUGGAAUACUUGCCACUGGAUUUUAUUUAUAAGAUGAUAUUAUAUGGCCAUAGAUGCAGCAAAGAAUGUAAAAUAAAUUUCAAUUUGGUUCCGCAGAAAAAUUGGUCAAUUGCAAAGUUUUCACACCAACUUAUUUUUUUAUUUCUCUUGGAUGUGUUGGAUGUUGAACAUAUCUGUGAGAAAAACAGCAUUCACCUAAUAUCUGCUGAUCGAAGCCCAAGGUUGCAGUAACUAGUCCACAUUCAUUAUGUAAUAAAAUGUCGUGGCCCAAGAAAAGUGACGAAAACUAAAGUUCUGCAAUUAAUCUCGAUUUUUGUAUCAAGCUUGUUUGAGAAAUCUUGGUCUGUUAAUUGAAUUUGCUGUUAUUUAUAGAACUCAAUUUUGCACAUUCGUCCAUCUUCAGAGCUACAAAUAUAUAAUGCUAACAAAAAAUUUUUCUUAUGCCGAGGUUGUGAGGUUUAAUAUAUAUAUAGUCAUUCUUCUUUCUGGCUAUCCAAUAAAGAUAGGCUUCUUUUUCUAUCCUGCUCCAAUGUUCAGGUAUCGCGUUUAAAUCUUCUUUUAAUUUUGGGCACCUGAAUAGGUGCUCUUUGUCUUGAUUUUCUAAAAAACAUAGUUUGCAAGUUGCUACUGGCUCUUUUACAAUGCUAACAAAAAUUGUUGAGUCACAAAGGCAAAAACGAUUCUGACAAAAGAUGAACAAUUUCAUCCACGCUUUUCCAUGUGCCAUUUAGAGGACCUUAAUUAUAUUUAAGUUCUGUUCAAAGGCCAUACAUUCCAUUAACUAGAACGGGCGGUGCUGCGCGGUAAAAUCGUCGGAAAUUUUUCGCAUACUGGAUAGUAUUAUAGUUUUAUAUAUAAAUAACAAAGUAAGAGUGAUUUUUUAUUUUUGGUUUAUAUUGAAAUUAAAUCAUACCUUCCUUUUUUAUUUGAUCUAGAGUUAAAUUAAUAUUUUCAGUUUGGAUAAAUUUAAUAGAGGCAAAGACUUUGACAGCAACCCCCAGUUGCAACUUGUAGGGUGUUACUGCUACUAACUAUUAUUCUGUAGGACACAGGGACACACUGUACUGUUCACUGCUCAGGGUGUAUCAUCUCAUCAUCAGUGCCCUUCUUCCAAUCAUCAGCUACGGAACAUUAAGUAUGGUUUUUAUGUGAAGAAAAAAUAUUUGGAAAGCUAGGUUAUCAAUAAAAAGUAA